Messenger RNA from Sitodiplosis mosellana (orange wheat blossom midge), 1973 nucleotides. RefSeq names its product abscission/NoCut checkpoint regulator. The record is from RefSeq and is a predicted model, not a curated record. The transcript is spliced from 3 exons. Lineage: Eukaryota; Metazoa; Arthropoda; Insecta; Diptera; Cecidomyiidae. Gene Ontology annotation, cellular component: midbody; cleavage furrow; centrosome. Gene Ontology annotation, molecular function: phosphatidylinositol-3-phosphate binding; metal ion binding. Bases 223 to 1152 code for a protein of 309 amino acids. Gene Ontology annotation, biological process: abscission; mitotic cytokinesis checkpoint signaling.
AAACAAUUUUAAGUUUCAACACCACCAUCUACUUCGCAUUCAAUGAUAUCAUUUUUGAAAGUAAACAUUGCAUUCCACUGCUAAAACGAAGAAAUAUAUAUAUAUGUGUGUACAACAGAAAUCUUUUUUGACGCAAUUUACAUGUGUUGUCGUUCAAAAAUAAAUCAGUGUCAAUUAGUCAUUCACAUAGAUUAAGAUAGAAAUUUUGGAUAAUUGGACUAAAUGUCUGGUUCUUGUUAUGCUUGUUCCAAAAGAUACGGAUUUUUUACCAAAGAGGUAGGAUGUCCGAAUUGUGGAUUUUCCUUUUGUACAAAAUGCCUGAAGAAGACGAUCGCCGUGCCGAAAUGCAAUAACGAGGAGCGAAAAGUAUGUUUAUCAUGUUUUGAAAAGUUGUCGAUCCAAAAAUCGGUGCAGGCUUCGUUGGAACAGCAACAGCAAAACAGUCCAUUGAAAGUGGCACCAAGCAGUUCGCUGUUAGACGCACCGUUUCCGGAUGAAGAUAAACUCCCCGAUAUCGAUGAUGAGAUCAAAAAGCGAUUGGAAGUGGUGAAACAGCCAACAAAUGAUUUGGAUAAAGAUUUUUCGGAUCGUGGCAUGGCCGAACGUUUGGCCAAUAUAAAAGGAGUACCACACAAAGAAUACGAUCACAGUGCAAUGUUGAAUGCCGUCGACAAACGUACGGAUAAUGAAAAGGCGAAUGAAUUAGUAGCGCAAUUUAUGCAAGAAGUGAGCCUAGACGACGCAGUCAAUGAUAGUUAUGAGGAUCCGAUAAAAAGUAUUGAACGUCGUUUGGCUGCACUGAAAGGAUCGCCAACAGAGCAAACGAGUCAAGCGGCUGGUUCGUCAGAACAACCACAUGAAGAUGAAGAAAUGUUAGCAAAGAAACUCGUUACCAAAUACCUAGACGAAGCCGCGCUACCCGAUUCCGAACUAACACCCGAAGAAAAAGAAUUCGUAAACAGCGUCAAGCCUGGAGAAAAUACUGAAGAGUUGCCAUGGUGUACGGUUUGCAACGAAGAUGCAACAAUUCGUUGCAUCGGCUGUGAUGGUGAUCUGUUUUGCAAGGGAUGCUUCAACGAAAUUCACGAUGAUGAUGAGUAUCGAGCGCAUCGUACCAAAAAAUUUAUUCCAAAAGAAACCCAACCGCAAUAACUGUUUUUCGAUAAAAUUGAUUUAUUUUUCGUUUGGUUUAUUUUUUUUUUUGUAUCUUGAAUUUCAAAGGUUUUAACUAACGUAGUUAGAUUGUUAAUUGAUGCUUAAAAAAAUAAAUAAUAAAGAGAGAGAGAGAGAGAAAAAAAAGAUAUCAUGUAACGAUGUAACGAGAGAGUUAUUUGUUAAAAUUGAUAUUGCUCUUUGUAAUAAUGUAUGUAGUAAUGUUGUUUUCUUUGUUAGAAGACGGAUGCAUACGCCUUUUUGGUGAAUAUGCGCAAGAACGCGCGCGCUUUAUAUUUCUUUGUUAAUUUUUUUUGUUUUCUCAACUAAACUAUGAUCUAGUUAGUUGGUUUUAUUUUUAAAUUCAAAAAUAUGGCAUUCCUAUAUAGCCCCUGUGUGUUGUGUGAUCACACCAGGUUUUGCGAAUAGUACAGAGGCACAAACUGUAUUUUUCAUGUUCAUUUUCGUGUUGAAUUUAUGCUCGAAAAAUGAUAACAACGUUGCACUAAGUCGAGUAAAUGCACUAAAUUAGCUAACAAAAUCAUCAAUCAAAACUUAACCUGCAGAUGGCUUUGAGUCUAUGCUGAAUCUUUGUUUUUUUUUCUCUAUAUCUUAUUUAAAACUGUGUUCAAUUGUUACAUAUAUAUAUAUAUAUAUGUUUUAUUUAUACUUCUUUGUGUUGCGAGUUGUGUUAGUUUGUUUCAGUUUCUAGUUUUAUCACAUAUGUUUCCAAUACAAUUCGUUGGAAUACCAUUCUGGUUUGGUAACGACGGGCAGUAAAUAAAUCCAGCCAAUUAAGCCGAUAACAUAGCAACUUAAAA